AUAGAGAGAAAAAAAAAUGAUUUCUUGCAUCUUCCUUCCUGAAAACAAAAUAUUUCUUUGUAAAGAAUUAAACACCAUUUCUAUUAAAAUUACUUUUAUACUUUUAACAUUAUAGAAUAAUAAAAUCAUAAAUUUAUGAUAAUGAAGUAAUUUUCUUGGAAGACAAAUUUCUCUUCUGUUUUAGCAAAAUAUCCUAACAGUAGAAAAAAAAAAUAACUUCUAUUUCCUUUCUUUUUUCUUUAAUUUGUCCUCAUUUCCUUCGCUCAAUUAAGAUCCAAACAAAGGUUAGAGAGGGAGAGAGUCAGCGCAACAGAGUUCACGGAUUGCGAGGUUGAUUUCCAUCCCUCGGCCAAAUUAGAUCAAUACUUGUGAAUGUUCAUUUCUGCAGGAAGUCCCUCUCUUCUCCUCUUCUCUUUUGGUUCCUAGUUGAAGAUGGCUAUGUACGUCCGGGUUAAGCGUAACAAGACAACUUACUUUAUCCAAUGCGAUCCAACUGAGAAAAUUCUGGAGAUUAAGCAGAAAUUGCAAGUCUUGAUUGAUAAGCCAGUAAAUGAUCAGCGACUCAUCUCAUUGUCAAAUGGGGAAUUGUUGGAGGAUUCAAAGACAUUGGCAGAGCAGAAGGUUGAAAAUGAUGCAAAGUUGGCGUUAACCUUGAGAAAAGGCGACAAUGAAUUUGAGGAUAUCAAUAUUGUAAAGCCAGAUGAUUUCUACCAGACUCGAGAUGGAAUGGGUGAGCCUUGACCUUGAAAAGGCAUUGCUGCAGGAUAUAGGUACUGCCGAACACACAUAUUGUAGCUCUCUGAUGUGUUUAUUGUUGGAUUUUCCAGUAUCAUAAUAACAUUUUUGUUAUUGUUUCAAAUGAGAGUUCUUCUGUAAGCUUUCAUACUUACUAGGCAAUCUGACACUCUAAAAACUGUGGUUCUCAUACCAGGAUGUACUGUUGAACAUAUGGGUAAUAUUAAUAUAACUUUAAGGGUUGUAAAUGUCA
Messenger RNA from Hevea brasiliensis (rubber tree), 988 nucleotides. RefSeq lists its product as uncharacterized. Lineage: Eukaryota; Viridiplantae; Streptophyta; Magnoliopsida; Malpighiales; Euphorbiaceae. Bases 433 to 741 code for a protein of 102 amino acids. Gene Ontology annotation, molecular function: protein binding. The transcript is spliced from 5 exons. The record is from RefSeq and is a predicted model, not a curated record.